UUUGGGAUGGGUGAAUUUUCAGAUGAUGUUGUUGUUCUUUCAUACAUCAUCAUAACGCACCAAACGUACAUGUAUGGACCAUUGAGGCUUUACAAGACUCUCCCAGCCACGUUAUAUCCGUGAAUAAAUGAGGAUUUCCAGGAGUUCCAAAAUGACAAUGUCACCAAAUGGGGAUCAAGAGAGAGAAGACAUAUGGAAAGUGUAUAUUCCACACAAGCUGUUGAUGUCUCCUAGUGGAUUUUUAUGUGGAUUUCUUUACCAUGAAAGAUAUGUUGCAUGUGUGACAGCAGUAUCAGCUGAAGAAGUAGUUAAACAGCUGGAGAGUAACAAGGAAAAUUUGCAGUGCCUGGGUUACUGGCAUGCCAGUCAGGAAUUUAUGGACAGAUAUGAAAAUGCAUUGAUGAUGAAUAGCAAGCAGGAACAGAGUACUAGCACUGUAUGGAUGGACAUUUACAUGUCAGAAGAGAAUAGCCUGGCAUGCAGUUUUAAAAAUCUGUCAUGCAACAAGAAGAAGCCAUCUGAAAGACUGGUGACUUGUAUUUUGUAUAAUGCAGCUGAAUUGCUGUCAUCACAUUUCUUAUGUGAUGAUGGAAGGUGCUCAAGUAUUUCAGAUGUGGGCCUCACCAGUAUAGAAAUUUUAGUCUACUUCUUAUACCAAUAUCGAAAAUUGGACUUGACAGAAACACUGAAGACAGACUCUUAUCUUGGACUAAUUAAACAUAAGUCUGUGCCUUUUGGUCAUCAAGUCAUCUGGGUUAUAUCCACUUUCAUUUGCUGGCUGUAUUUUGCCUUGGGAAAAAUAUUGAAUUGUCGAUUGAUGAAUCAUCGCUAUGCAAGAGCUAUCAUAAAUCAUAUGGCAUUUCUACAUCAGAUUGAAAUACGUUGUUUGCAAGUUAAGAGAUCAAGAGCUAUGUCAGAAAGAGAGCAUAUGCAGAAAAUCCGGAUUUUAAAUGUUAACACUCAGCUGAUUCUUGAUAUGAUGUUUGGAGUGAUUUUCAUGGUGGUGCUCAUGUGGAGUGGUGCUACAGAGACUCUUGCACAGUACAUCAUCACAUGGGCUGAUAGUGUUGUAGUUUGGUUAAACAACUUGUUGGACUGGUUAAUGGGAGUUCCUGCUGGGCUGAAACUCAACAGUCAACUUGACCAGUUUCUUGGGAGAUUCUUUCAUUAUCACAUCUACCUCUGGACAGGGUAUCUAACUCUUCUAAAACCAGUGCUAGCUCCAUUACUGUGGUAUUCCACCAUGGUGGGUGUCCUGGGCCUCAGUGCACAACUCUGCCUUCUGCAAGAUAUUUUUUCUACACUUACCAUACAUAUCUACUGUUUCUAUGUAUAUGCUGCAAGGUUAUAUUGUUUUCAGCUAUAUGGUUUGUCAUCUCUGUGGAGAUUAUUUCGUGGAAAGAAGUGGAACGUUUUGCGUCGUCGGGUAGAUUCAGCUCCAUAUGAUGUAGAUCAGCUGUUUGUGGGCACCCUGCUCUUCACCAUUCUCCUCUUCCUCCUACCCACAACAGCUCUGUAUUAUGUGGUGUUCCUGGGGCUUCGUCUGUUAUUGCUCAGUCUGACAGGGGUUGUCUCUAGGACAGUCUCCCUGAUCAACUCUCUGCCUGUGUAUGGCCUUCUUCUCAGGCUCUUCAGGUCAAACAGAGUUACAGGUGACAUCAUGCUGACAGUGUUACCAAAUCAAACCAGAGGCCAUUGUUUGUUUGUGGAAAUGAAGGCAAUACAUGUUUCGUUUGGUCAUGUGGUGAAAUUACUUCGAGAGGACAGUGUAAAGAUUAGUCCACAGCCUCAGUAUACAUGGGGGAAUCUCCUGCACAGGAUGUUUAUUGGAGAGCUGAUAUAUCCCUGGGUGGAGAGGGCAGCCAAAUCAGUCAAGACCUGACAGCAAGCAAAGAGAGUAGAAACAUAUACUCAUAAAACAAUUCAGACAUCAAAUCUGGUGUUGAACUCCUGUGGCAUUCACCUGGUGAAUUUUUUUUAGAAAUACCAUUCCACCUAGAGAUGUGUAUUAUUUCGUUUACAGUUAUUUUUCUUUAUUCAUGUCUCCUUGUAGCAGCCUGGUUCUGUUAUGUUUAUGUAUACUGUCUGGGUAGUUGACCAGCACUUGGACUAUUCUCUUUCUGCAGAGUGCCUAGGGAAGAAAUAUGAAGAUGUGAAUAUUAGGUCUUAUGUCGGAUUGAAACAUGGAUGUAGCCACUGUCUUUAUAACGAGUUCUUGAGAUAACAGGAGGAAAAAGCAUCAAUCAUUUAUAAAAUAAGACCAAUAGAUGAUAAGGUCAGGGUUGAUGCAGUUACUUGAAUGUAUUGGCAUACAGUUCUAUAUGUGAUGAUCUUGUGUAUUCAUUGAAGAAGUUGAGUUAUUUGAAGAAGUGUCCAUGAAUCCUGUUAUUUAAAUGCAAGGUUAAGAAGAAAGAAGAAAUGUGGAUGUAAUCAUAAAUUUCAUAAGUAUGUUUUCUUUUCAACGAUUGAUUGCAAGAUAAUAUACAUCUGUAUAGGAAACUCCUGAAAUAAGGCAUGAAGGAGAAUGUAAGUGUAGGCCUAUUCAUUAAAGGCAUUUGUAUGACAUUAUUUUAACACAAUUUUUUGUGAGAACGUGUUGUAACUGGCAGAUCCAGAUGGUCUGCUGAUGUUUUGUCACAUUUUGGAGGAGCACUACAUGCAGACCAUGAAAACAGUAUGUCAUCUAAUCUGUCUCAAAAAUCCAUAAACGGAGAUGCCUUCGAAAGGCUAUUUCUUAUUUGCAGAAGUUAAAAUUACAGCUGGACUUCAAAUGUUACAGCAACAGCAGAUGGGAAAGAUGACGGCAGCAAUAAAACGAUCUUGUAAGCCGCUUAAAAUGCAGGAAGGCAUAUCGGAAACUUGGUCCCUGCUUCAGAUUUCUCUUACACCAGCCAUUGUGUAGUAAUAUGUGCACAUAAAAACUUCGCAACAACAGUGAUAUAGAGGAUAGAAUGUCUUAAGAAAGGCAUGGCAAAGUUAAGCCAGGGACGCUUACACUUUUAUAAAUACUAUAAUAAAAAUUCAACAUUUUGACAGUGGCUGAGGAGGGAAAGCAGUUAUAAUUGUAUAUUCUAACAUUGUCAAAAUGCUGAGAAAAUGUUGUUAACUAUAGCACUAUCGUAAAUCAACACUUUGAAGUAAUAUGCCCCAAACCUUCAGGAUGCAUUUCACACAAGAAAUCUUCUAAUUUAUCAUUACAUGGCGUGACAUUUCAAAAUGAUGGCAGUAACAUUUACAGAGUUUAGCAUGUUUUGUCAUUUUAACACUUAAAAAUGUUAACAUUUAUCUUUUGAAAUAGCAUACUGAAAGGCCUACUGAACAUUUUUAAAUCUGCAUCUCGGUGUCGAAUUUAAGGAAACUUAGUAAUAAAUGACAAUGUUAGUAAGACAGUUAAGCCUCCACAGAAGAACCAUUUUAUAUUAACGAACUGUUAACAACGAAAUUAUUGUCGAUGAAUGAACAGUGUUCACCUGUCAAAUGCAUCAUUCCAAGACGGAAAUUCAGAUGUGCAUGGGAUUAAAAUGAUUUUAGCAUUAUUUGGUAGUUUCCUUUCUUGUUAGCAGCAGUAAAGACUCGGCUGUAGUAGUCCGGUAUGACUUUAGUCUUUGUUCCGAUCUGGUCAGUUUUUCAUGACAGGUGUUUCGUUCUCUUAUUAUCUAACGGGCAAAGAUACCUUCGCUUUCCCUUUCACUGCACUUUAUUUAUUGCUCAACCACAACUGUUCUAAUGCCACUCUCACAAAGAUUCGUAUAUUAGUUCAAUUUCUCUGAAGAAUUUUUUCAUACAUGGCUUUGUUGAGGCAUAUACCUUUAUAGUUGAGAUUAUGACCCCAUGGAGCGACCGGAUUUACAAGGAGAGUUACCAGAAAUUUACCACAGGCAUUGUAUAGAUGGGCCCUGGUCAUGGUGGUGUAUAUCCUAUAUAUAGGUCUAAGAGUAAUCCUUGUUAAGGGGAGAAAACUUGCGUUUGAAACAUCCGUAGCCAGUCAGUCGUGGUUCCGUGGUGCAAACUAAUGAGAUAUAAGCAGCAAAUUGUUCGUUAAAAUGGUCAUUUAUUUUCUCCUAUCCGCGAGAGUGACUGGUUUGCACUUUUGAUGGAAUAGCACAAAGAGUUUCGGUGCAUGUAUAUAUAUUACAUAGCGUAAUGGGUUUUUUAAUAGGCCUACUGAUUAUAGUGCAGUGGUCGUAAAUGUAUGUGUACCCUUGCGCGCAAGCUAACCAUUUGGCUGUUAUCCCGUGGACACUAAACUGUAGAGUACAAAAUAAUGUACAUGUAUAUAUGGCGUAACGUUGAUGUAACAUUUGUUUUGACCAGAGUUCCCAUAUCGGAGUAUACAUAUGCCUGCGUGUGUGCAUCUUGUUAUCUCCCUUCCUUACCUCGACGAUUACGCAUACUUGCUUUAAUCUUGAUUGAUUUGUCAACCGUCCCUUGACUGUCUGCUUCUGUGUGCAUGAAGCAGGAGCAGAUCAUAAUGUGCAAUUAAAGCUUAACCGGAUUAUGUGUAGGCCUGGCAGUAUGUCACAUGUCACCCAGCUCAGACUGGAUGAACCAUACAAACGAAUUCUACAUAUGAUGAUCUAUUUUAUUUGUUACUUUUAGCGUAUAUAAAAAAUGUUAUACAUUUCCUUAAUUAUAUAGAAAUGUGGUUGCUUAAAUGCAUAGGCUUAUAAUUAUCAGUGAAGUUGGUGACAUUUAUGAUGAUCAAAGUAAUCAUUUAUAAUUUAAUUUUAUAAGUUUUUCAAAUGGAAAGUCGAGCCUUGAUGCCAAGUCACAUUUCUUAAACUUCAACUAUUUGCAUUACUUAAUGAACGUGAACGUGUAUGGAUUGUAUGAAGGUUUCUUUUCCAAGGUCUACUCAAUAAAAACAACAU
Liolophura sinensis is the source of this 4871-nucleotide messenger RNA. RefSeq names its product phosphatidylinositol N-acetylglucosaminyltransferase subunit Q-like. Gene Ontology annotation, biological process: GPI anchor biosynthetic process. The record is from RefSeq and is a predicted model, not a curated record. The transcript is spliced from 10 exons. Gene Ontology annotation, cellular component: membrane; endoplasmic reticulum. The coding region runs from base 128 to 1882 and encodes 584 amino acids. NCBI's taxonomy places the organism in Eukaryota, Metazoa, Mollusca, Polyplacophora, Chitonida, Chitonidae.